This is a messenger RNA of Penicillium alfredii, 1602 nucleotides long. Its product is annotated as SSH4 family protein. NCBI's taxonomy places the organism in Eukaryota, Fungi, Ascomycota, Eurotiomycetes, Eurotiales, Aspergillaceae. The transcript is spliced from 3 exons. The coding region runs from base 1 to 1602 and encodes 533 amino acids. The record is from RefSeq and is a predicted model, not a curated record. Gene Ontology annotation, molecular function: protein binding.
AUGCAGGGCUCUGAGGCAUCGGGCCCCGGUGCGCUCGCUGGCCUGCCUUCCACGCUGAGAACGGUGAUAGCCAGCCCGACGACGUCACCGAUCAGCCUCGUUUCCUCCCCAUCACAACCGUCGUCUGUACAACAGACCGCGUCAUACCUGUCGAAGCAACAAAUCCAAGAAAACCUCCAGCAUGUCUUUUCGACGCUGUCCUCAGACUAUCGACGGGGCCAGCUGGUUGCCGCCGGUGGCAACUCGACCGGGUCGACCGGUAAAGGCAUCUUGAUCGGGAUUUUGUCCGCGUUUGGCUCGGCCGCCGUCGCAUUCAUUGUCCUUGCGAUUUUCUUUUUCUUCAAAUAUACUCGCCGUGGACGGAUUAUGCUGGAUCGCAUUGGCCGACCGGGUGAAUACGAUGAUGAACAGGCGUUUUUGCGCGAGGAGGAGGCUGCGCUCGAGACCAUGGAUGAUUUGUCGCGGUCGGAAUACCUGCGAGCCAAAGCUUUCGUUCAGGCCAACCCGCCCGAGUCCAUGCAGACCGAUAUCUCCCUAUCGCAAUUCCUCGCCAUUCAAGAAAAGGGUGUCUCCGCAUGGGAGUUCCAACCCGAGCUGGAAAUCGCAAACUGUUUUGUGGAAGGACGCACUGAGAUCGAAUUCUUUGACUCAGAAUGCAGUGUCCAGACCAACCUGCCAAUCCCUAAGCAGAAUGAUGUCUACUAUUGGGAGGCCAAGGUCUACGACAAGCCCGAAUCGACCAUGGUCGGUGUCGGACUGACCACCAAACCGUAUCCGUUGUUCCGAAUGCCUGGCUUCCACAAAACCUCAGUGGCCUACCAAUCGACCGGCCAUCGCAGACACAACCAACCAUUCACCGCGACUCCCUACGGCCCUCCACUCCUCCAGGGCGACGUCAUCGGCGUUGGCUACCGGCCUCGGUCGGGAACCAUCUUCUUCACCCGCAACGGCAAGAAGUUCGAAGACGUGGCCCAUAAUUAUCGCUCCCAGAAUCUUUUUCCCACGAUCGGAGCCAACGGCCCCUGCAGCGUCCAUGUGAACUUUGGUCAAAUGGGAUUUGUGUUUAUCGAGGCCAACGUCAAGAAAUGGGGCCUGGCCCCCAUGACUGGCAGCCUGGCACCGCCCCCACCUUAUGGCAGCGAACAGGGCAGCAUUCUGCUGGAAUCGGGCCGCGAGAGUGCCGCCCAAAUUUCGCAUCGGGUCUACCAGAAUGCGGACCAUGCGGCGACAAGCUCCAGUGUCCGGAUUCCUCCCGCUGUCAGCCCGGGUCCCGCUCGGUCCCCCACCGACAUUUCCCUUGCCCAACUGGCUCACAUCCCUUCGAAUGAAGACGCCGGUGAGGGAUCUAGCCGUCUGGCAGCCGACGAUGGUGAAGCCCCCAGUUACGUGGCUCGUGUAUCGGGAGCACCCGACGAGCACGGAGUUCCACCCCCAGAAUAUUCCAGCCCCGACAGCAGUCGCAGAGGCAGUGAUGCUUUCCUAGAGUUUCCUCCCAGGACGGAAGAACCAAUCUCUCCCCCUGCAGACUCGACCGAUGCCGACACUCCUCAGUUACCAAGCUACCAAGCUGUGGCCGAGAGGGACUGGCAUGACCACUCGUGA